This is a messenger RNA of Dichotomopilus funicola, 1107 nucleotides long. RefSeq lists its product as uncharacterized. NCBI's taxonomy places the organism in Eukaryota, Fungi, Ascomycota, Sordariomycetes, Sordariales, Chaetomiaceae. Gene Ontology annotation, cellular component: checkpoint clamp complex; nucleolus; site of double-strand break. Gene Ontology annotation, biological process: meiotic DNA integrity checkpoint signaling; mitotic intra-S DNA damage checkpoint signaling; double-strand break repair via homologous recombination. Bases 1 to 1107 code for a protein of 368 amino acids. The transcript has 3 exons. The record is from RefSeq and is a predicted model, not a curated record.
AUGCGGUUCAAAACGGACCUCAAGAAUGUGAGGACCUUUUCUAAACUCACGGCGGCGCUCAACUCGCUCGAGAAGAUCGCGUGGGUGCGUCUCGACGAUGACACGGUCCGCUUCACCGUGAUUCCCGACACGGGGUCGCAAGUCUGGGCCUCCCUGUCCGUCGACCUCAUCUUCGACAACUACCACAUCGAAUCAGCCGAAGCCAACAACACCAUCAACUUCGAACUCCCCCUCGGCCCCCUCCAACGGGCCCUCAAAUCCGCCGUCGGCAGCAGCUACGCCAACCUCCGCCUCACCAAACGCGACGGGCUCCCCAUGUUAUCCAUGACCAUCCACACCAUGACCAAAGAUGGCAAUGGCCCUGGCCCCGGCCUCGGCGGCCCAAACCGAGCCACCACCACCGCCAACGCCGACCCCGACGCGGGGUUGCUGGGCUUGCCAUCGUCGACAGCCGACUUUACGCAGGAAUCCCUCGAGCUGACCAUGAAGCGCGAGCGCGAAAAGAUCAUCACGCAGGAUAUUCCCGUGCGUGUACUACACCCCGACACAGUCGAGACUAUCAUGCAGCCCAAAGUGCGCGAGCCCGAUGUGCACAUCCAGUUGCCGCCGCUGCUGCAGCUGAAAGCGAUAUCUGAUCGGUUCACCAAGUUGGCCGUGACGGCUGCUUCCUCGUCUGGGAACACCCGUGGUGGUGGUGGGGGUACGGGGUCAGGUGCUGGUGGGUUGGGGGGGUCGUCGUCGCCAAAACUGACGCUUUCGGCUAACAUGCAUGGCUCGCUGCGUCUGCGGCUGACCACUGAAACGCUGGAUAUCACAUCAGUUUGGCACGGGCUGGAGAACCCGGAGCUGGACCCGACGCAGCUGGCCGUUCCGCUGGAGGAGCACCCGUCGACCGUGUUUAAGGAGGCUGGGCCGGAUAGGUGGGCGACGGUACGGGUGGAUGGGAAGGAUUGGAGUCGGGUGCUGAGUGUGGGGAGGCUGGAGGGGAGGGUGAUUGCUUGUUUUGCGGACGAGCAUGCGUUGAUUUUGUAUGUAUAUGUGCCGCAUGUGGAUGACGUUGGGAUGGAGGAUGUGGUGACGUAUUAUGUGACGAGUUUUAGUGCGUGA